This is a messenger RNA of Apodemus sylvaticus (European woodmouse), 1453 nucleotides long. Its product is annotated as gasdermin-A. Gene Ontology annotation, biological process: defense response to bacterium; pyroptotic inflammatory response. The transcript is spliced from 10 exons. The record is from RefSeq and is a predicted model, not a curated record. Gene Ontology annotation, molecular function: phosphatidylinositol-4-phosphate binding; phosphatidylinositol-4,5-bisphosphate binding; phosphatidylserine binding. Bases 1 to 1335 code for a protein of 444 amino acids. NCBI's taxonomy places the organism in Eukaryota, Metazoa, Chordata, Mammalia, Rodentia, Muridae.
AUGACUAUGUUUGAGAAUGUCACCCGGGCCCUGGCUAGACAGCUGAACCCUCGAGGGGAUCUGACACCCCUGGACAGCCUCAUCGACUUCAAACGCUUCCAUCCCUUCUGCCUGGUGCUGAGGAAGAGGAAGAGCACACUGUUCUGGGGAGCCCGCUAUGUCCGCACCGACUACACUCUCCUGGAUGUGCUGGAGCCUGGCAGCUCCCCGGCAGACCCAACAGACAGUGGGAACUUUAGCUUCAAAAAUAUGUUGGAUGCCCGGGUGGAAGGAGAUGUGGACGUACCAAAGACAGUGAAAGUAAAGGGGACGGCAGGACUGUCUCAAAGCAGCACACUGGAGGUGCAGACGCUCAGCGUGGCUCCCACAGCUCUGGAAAACUUGCACAAGGAGAGGAAACUGUCAGCAGACCACCCGUUCCUGAAGGAGAUGUGGGAACGCGGCGAGAACCUGUACGUGGUGAUGGAGGUGGUGGAAACCGUGCAGGAAGUCACUCUGGAAAGAGCUGGCAAGGCAGAAGGCUGCUUCUCUCUCCCCUUCUUUGCCCCACUGGGACUGCAGGGAUCCGUGAACCACAAGGAGGCUGUGACCAUCCCCAAGGGCUGUGUCCUGGCCUACCGAGUGAGACAACUGAUGGUCAAUGGGAAAGAUGAGUGGGACAUUCCACACAUCUGCAAUGACAGCAUGCAAACCUUCCCUCCUGGAGGUGUAUUCCAAAGGGUGCCUGCCACAUUAACUGUGCCCCUAGGGGAGAUGCACGAAGACUUCAAGACAUUGAAGGAAGAGGUUCAGCGAGAGACUCACCAAGUGGAGAAGUUGAGUCCAGUGGGGCGAAGCUCCCUCCUCACUUCCCUCGGCCAUCUCCUAGGAAAGAAGAAGGAGCUCCAGGACCUGGAGCUGACGCUUGCAGGGGCUCUAGACAAGGGACACGAAGUGACCCUGGAAGCACUCCCCAAAGAUGUCCUUCUGUCAAGGGACACCAUGGACGCCAUCCUCUACUUCCUUGGGGCUCUGACAGUGCUAAGUGAAGCCCAACAGAAGCUUCUAGUAAAAUCCGUGGAGAAAAAAAUCCUACCAGUGCAACUGAAGCUGGUUGAAAGCACCCUCCAGCAGAACUUCCUGCAAGAUAAAGAGGGUGUUUUCCCCCUGCGACCUGAUCUGCUCUCCUCUCUCGGGGAGGAGGAAUUGACCCUAACAGAAGCUCUGGUGGGGCUGAGCGGCCUGGAAGUCCAGAGAUCAGGCCCCCAGUACACGUGGGAUCCCGACACUCUCUCGGACCUCUGUGCCCUCUACGCUGGUCUCUCCCUCCUUCAGCUGCUAAGCAAAGGUUCCUAAUGCACCUUCUCCCUGCCUCCCUAAUGCCUUCCCAGCCUUACUGCGCUCUAUCUGUAACACUCCAAGGCACUACAGAGCCUCCAGCCUGAGGACAACUGAAAUAAAACUGAAAAAGCAA